Messenger RNA from Drosophila pseudoobscura, 4918 nucleotides. RefSeq lists its product as uncharacterized. The coding region runs from base 222 to 4889 and encodes 1555 amino acids. Gene Ontology annotation, biological process: immune response; toll-like receptor signaling pathway. Gene Ontology annotation, molecular function: transmembrane signaling receptor activity; protein binding. The transcript is spliced from 4 exons. NCBI's taxonomy places the organism in Eukaryota, Metazoa, Arthropoda, Insecta, Diptera, Drosophilidae. The record is from RefSeq and is a predicted model, not a curated record. Gene Ontology annotation, cellular component: plasma membrane.
UCAAUUUGAAUGAGUUACGUGUCGUUGGAUCUUUUAAUAACUCCACACUUCGUCCUGGAGUAUAUUAUCUCAGAGAUCUUGGUGUACAAGAAGCAUCGACAUAUUAUUUAUUUGGUCAAGAUUUUCAUAUAUCUGAGAGAAAUACCAAUUAUUUAAAUGGAUCAACAGAAUUCGAGAUUUAUGGCAAGAGGUUUACACAUUUAAUUAACAAAUACAUUCAGAUGAGCCUGAAUCAUCUCAAGAAGAUUAAAAUUGAAUAUGAACCAGAACAUCAGAACAUAAAAAAUAAACCACCAAACGAAAAUGUCAAAAACAGUAACAGAAUAUUCUGGAUAAACGAGAAUACUUUUGCAGGAAAAACAAACUUAGAAUUGCUUUUCUUUGACGGUAUAGAUAUUAGAAACCUCACCCCAAUUGUUUUCACCAGCUUAAUCAACUUAAAGACAUUAGGUUUCCAGAAUGUCGUUCUAGAGGAUUUCUCAUUCUUAAGAUCUGAGACUCUUCAAAAGAACUUGGAGAAGGUUUACCUGAAUAUCGAUCAGAAAGUGGAUAUGAAAUACUUUGAGCGUUACUCCAAAUUAAAAUACAUUUCUGCUAAUGAAUACGAACCCUAUGAGAAUUUAACAGCCAUAAUUUGCGCUGGUGUGCAGCGAAGCUGCAAAUUCACACUCGGAAUCAACGGAAUAAAGUGUCCUGCUGAAUGCGAGUGUAGAAUACAUAUGGGUCACAGUAUAAUUAGAAUGUAUAUUGUAAUAGAUUGUUCAAGAAGCCAACUUACAAAAAUUCCACAAUUGCCUAUUCCGAUUAUUCGAAAUACGUGCCUGAACUUCGGUGGAAAUGAUCUAGAGGAGCUCCCAAAAAACACAUUAAGUGGAUAUAAUGACAUUAAAAACUUAAAUGUAGGCGAUAAUAGAUUAACUAGUCUAACCAUUGAUCGGCUGCCAAAAAAUCUGCUUGCUUUGGACAUCAGUAACAAUGCCAUCCAAAAACUCGAUAAAGAUGUAAUAAAAUAUCUCUCGAACGUUGAUGAUUUCAAGCAGACGGGAAUUCAAUGGCUCGUCAAUUGUGAUGACAAUAUUAUGAUGGAGUUCCUGCACAAUAUUACCUAUCAAUUGAGACUUCACUGGAAGAUGCCUGAAGAUGCUAAUAGAAUUACCAGCAUAACACAGUCGUUGGGUCACGCUUCCCUGAGAAAACUUUAUUUGUUUGAGAACCAAAUAGUGGACUUUCCAUUCCACUUGAUUCCCAAGAACAUCACACAUUUGGAUCUUCGAAAAAACAAGUUGGAGGCUCUCGAUGAUCAGGUGGUCAAUUUCUUCAGAGACCGUGAGGGAAGCACCAAGCGGAAGAUCGAACUAUCGGGGAAUCCCUGGACAUGCGACUGCAGGGCAAAGUCCUUCCUUUCAUUUCUGAGGCAGAAGGAACCGCUGGAGUAUAUCGCCGCCCUGGAUCGUUGUAAUAUCUUCCCUUCAGGAACGUGUCCGGAGGAAUGCAUCUGCUGUUUGGAUAAUUCUACAGUGCCUUCAUUGAUUAUCGACUGCAAAUCCAAAGGACUCAAGGCAAUACCUCCAUUACCCACGCUGACAUCUGGACAAUCCACCCUUCACUUCGAAGGGAAUUUUCUCGAAGCUUUGCCAUCCAACUCCCUGCCCGGAUAUGCAAAGUUGGCACAUCUACACCUGGCCAACAAUCGACUAACUGAGAUCGACCAACUUCCUGAGAACAUAAUAACUCUCGACAUAAGAAACAAUAGCAUUUCGUUGCUGAACAAGCAGAUGCGGGACUUCUUCGACAAGAGAAUAGUCGCGGCCACCCAGCUGAAGCUCCUACUCUCUGGGAAUCCUUGGACUUGCACUUGCGAGGAGAAAGACUUCCUAUUCUUUGUGAGAAGUUCGCAGUACAUUGAAAAUCUAAAUGAUAUAUACUGCGGUAGAACUGGAAAGCUCCUGAAGCUAAUAGAUGAGAGCGAUCUAUGCCCUUCGGGCCUGGUGCACUAUGUGACUCUCACCAUUUCCUUCAUGAUAAUCAUCUCAACUAUAAACUUGAUUGUUUACUUCAAGCAGCCACUCCUGAUCUGGUUCUACGAGCACAAUUUAUGUAUGAGCCUCGCCGCCCAGCGGGAGUUCGAAAAACAGAAGAAGUUCGAUGCGUUUCUAUCAUUCACCCACAAGGACGAGGAGCUCAUCGAAGAGUUCGUGGAGAGACUGGAGAAUGGCGCGUACAAGUUCCGACUCUGCUUCUAUCUGCGCGACUGGCUCGUGGGGGUGCCCAUUCCCGAGUGCAUCAGCCAAUCUGUGAAGGACUCGAAGCGCGUCAUCAUCCUGAUGACGAACCACUUCCUGAAGUCGACUUGGGGGCGACUGGAGUUCCGCCUCGCUCUGCAUGCCACCUCCCAGGACCGAUGCAAGCGCCUCAUUGUGGUCCUCUACCCCGAAGUGGAGAACUUUGAUGAUCUCGACAGCGAACUGCGCUCCUACAUGGUGCUGAACACGUAUCUCAAGCGAGAUGACCCCAAUUUCUGGAACAAGCUAGUAUAUUCUAUGCCCCAUGUGAAUGUGCAACAAGAACCCGCUCCAGAGGCAAUAGAGCUGUCUGAGACUCUUAAAAAGAACUUGGAGAAUGUUUAUCUGAAAGCCGAUGAUAAUCGUGUGGAUAUGUAUAAGGUGGAUAUGAAAUACUUUGAGGGUUACUCCAAAUUAAAAUACAUUUUUGCUAAUGAAUACGAACCCUUCGAGAAUCUGACAGCCAUAAUUUGCUUUAGAGAGUAUGUUAAUGACUGCAAGUUCACUCUCGGAAUUAACGGAGUAAAGUGUCCUGAUAAAUGCGAGUGUGCAUAUUAUUGGAAUCCUAAUAAUUUAGAUAUAGACUGUUCAAGACGUCGACUUACGAAAAUUCCACAAUUGCCUAUUCCGAUUAUUGGAAAUACGAGUCUAAACUUCCGUGGAAAUUACCUAGAGGAGCUCCCAGAAAACACAUUAAGGGGAUAUAAUGGCCUGCAAAAAUUAAAUGUAUCCGAUAAUAGAUUAACGAGUCUUAGAAUGGAUCGACUGCCAAAAAAUCUGGUUGCUUUGGAUAUCAGUAACAAUGCCAUCCAAGCACUCGAUAAAGAUGUAAUAAAAUAUCUCUCAAAUAUUAAGGAUUUCAAGCAGACGGGAAUUAAAUGGCUCGUCAAUUGUGAUGACAAUAUUAUGAUGGAGUUCCUGCAGAAUAUUACCUAUCAAUUGAGAUUUCAUUGGAAGAUGCUGGAAGAUGCUGUUUUAUAUCAUCAUUUGAAUGCACCGUGUCCUGAUGGAUGCUCUUGUUGCUUCAACCGCAGCAGAGAUCACUUUACGAUCGACUGUACGCAUGCCGAUAUGCAAUUCUAUCCUGAACUUCCGCAUUCCAUACCCUACAAUGUCAGCCUGCAUCUCGAUACGAAUAAAAUUCAGAGAAUUAUACAUUCAUUGGGGCACGCUUCCCUGAGAAAACUGUAUUUGUUUGAGAACCAAAUAGUGGACUUUCCAUUCCACUUGAUUCCCAAGAACAUCACAAAUUUGGAUCUACGAAAAAAAAAGCUGGAGGCUCUCGAUGAUCAGGUGGUCGAUUUCUUCAGAGACCGUGGGGGAAGCACCAAGCGGAAGAUCGAACUAUCGGGGAAUCCCUGGACAUGCGAAUGCAGGGCAAAGUCCUUCCUUUCAUUUCUGAGGCAGAAGGAACCGCUGGAGUAUAUCGCCGCCCUGGAUCGUUGUAAUAUCUUCCCUUCAGGAACGUGUCCGGAGGCCUGCAUCUGCUGUUUGGAUAACUCUACAGUGCCUUCAUUGAUUAUCGAUUGCAAAUCCAAAGGACUCAAGGUAAUACCUCCAUUACCCACGCUGACAUCUGGACAAUCGACCCUUCACUUCGAACGGAAUUAUCUCGAAUCAUUGCCAUCCAAUUCUCUGCCCGGAUAUGCAAAGUUGGGACAUCUAUACCUGGCCAACAAUCGGCUAACCGAGAUCGACCAACUUCCUGAGAACAUAAUAACUCUCGACAUAAGAAACAAUAGCAUUUCGGUGCUGAACAAGCAGAUGCGGGACUUCUUCGACAAGAGAAUAGCCGCCUUCCCCCAUAUGAAGCUAUUACUCCUUGGGAAUCCUUGGACUUGCACUUGCGAGGAGAAAGACUUCCUGCAAUUUGUGAAGAGUCGUUCGCGGUAUAUUGAAAAUCUUACCGACCUAUACUGCGGUGGCACUGCGAAGCUCCUGAUCGAGACGGAUGAGAGCGAGUUAUGCCCUUCAGGCUUGGUGCAAUAUGUGACUCUCACCAUUUCCUUCAUGAUCAUAAUCUCAACUAUAAACUUGAUUGUUUACUUCAAGCAGCCACUCCUGAUCUGGUUCUACGAGCACAAUGUAUGUAUGAGCCUCGCCGCCCAGCGGGAGUUCGAAAAACAGAAGAAGUUCGAUGCGUUUCUAUCAUUCACCCACAAGGACGAGGAGCUCAUCGAAGAGUUCGUGGAGAGACUGGAGAAUGGCGCGUACAAGUUCCGACUCUGCUUCUAUCUGCGCGACUGGCUCGUGGGGGUGCCCAUUCCCGAGUGCAUCAGCCAAUCUGUGAAGGACUCGAAGCGCGUCAUCAUCCUGAUGACGAACCACUUCCUGAAGUCGACUUGGGGGCGACUGGAGUUCCGCCUCGCUCUGCAUGCCACCUCCCAGGACCGAUGCAAGCGCCUCAUUGUGGUCCUCUACCCCGAAGUGGAGAACUUUGAUGAUCUCGACAGCGAACUGCGCUCCUACAUGGUGCUGAACACGUAUCUCAAGCGAGAUGACCCCAAUUUCUGGAACAAGCUAGUAUAUUCUAUGCCUCAUAUCAAUGUGCAACAAGAACCCGAUCCAGAGGCAAUAGACCUGUCUGUCAUUAAUCGCAAUGCUUAAAAAUAUCUUAAGCUAUCCAGAUAAUUAUC